GUGUUUCUCAGGAUGCAAAAUGGAUAAGAGCUCUAGAUCGUUUUAAGUGUGGUGCUAAGGCUUAUUUGAAGGCUUACGGAAAGCCUGCUGUUAUUGUCUAUGAUAAUGCUAGCCGUUUAGCUCGUGAGACCCCUCAAAUACUAGACAUACUCCAGGAUGAUGCCAAAGAAAAUGCUGAUUAUUCAAAGUAUAUUUCUUUAUUUGUGACCAAUGAGGAGACUGUGCUUAUGAGGAUGCAAGAUUUGACAAAGGAUGAAUCAAUGGAUUUUCUGGUGAAUAAAAAUGGCAUUCCUCUAAAAGAAGCAGAUCAAUUUUAUAAUCUCCUUGGUGGUCGAUUUAUAUACCUCAAACGUGCAAUUCAAGUAUUUAAAGAAACUCGAUCCUUUGAUG
Racocetra persica is the source of this 390-nucleotide messenger RNA. The record is from the annotation of a GenBank genome assembly. NCBI's taxonomy places the organism in Eukaryota, Fungi, Glomeromycota, Glomeromycetes, Diversisporales, Gigasporaceae.